This is a messenger RNA of Drosophila sulfurigaster albostrigata, 754 nucleotides long. RefSeq names its product ubiquitin-conjugating enzyme E2-18 kDa. Lineage: Eukaryota; Metazoa; Arthropoda; Insecta; Diptera; Drosophilidae. The coding region runs from base 95 to 631 and encodes 178 amino acids. The transcript has a single exon. The record is from RefSeq and is a predicted model, not a curated record.
ACUCUCUCUCUCAGUACACUGCGAGAAACACUUUGAACAAAAUUGUAGCUGAAUUUUUAAAUAGUCAGCAAGUGAAACUUUUUGGUUAGUCACCAUGGCGAAGGAGGAGCCCAUCAUGGAUGGGCCAAAGCGCAUGCAGAACGAACUCAAGCUAAUGAUGGGCUACAAGGAGUUGAAGCAAGUGCAACUCCUCGAGGCAGAGAAGGACAACAUCUUCAAGUGGUUUGCUCUGCUCAUGCCCAACACUCCGCCCUAUGACAAAGGUGCCUUUAAACUCGAAGUGGACUUUCCCAAGGAAUAUCCAUUUCGUCCGCCUCGUUUGCACAUCAACACCAAGAUCUAUCAUCCGAAUGUGAAUGAACGUGGUCAGGUUUGUCUGCCCAUCCUCGAGACGGAACAUUGGAUUCCCACUUCUCGAAUGGACACCAUUUUCAAUGUGCUGCUUGCCACUAUCAAUGAUCCGCAACCCGAGAAUCCUUAUUCUAUGGAUAUUGCGAGUCAGUUUCAGAACGAUCCCAAGAAGUUCUAUAGCACAGCCGAAGCCUGGGUGGCGAGAUAUAGCGAUCGACGGCCCACGGAUCAAGAGCUGGCCAAGAUUGCGAGACGCAAGAAAAAGGCUGCGAUGCGUUGAGCUCUAUGAACUUUCAGAAAAGUAAGAGUUUGUGAAACUUAAUAAUUGUUUUUUCAGUCUGCUUUCUGUUUAAGUCCAAGGCGAAGAGUUAGUGACUACAUUUAAUCACAAUAUUUAAAAAAA